Phacochoerus africanus (Common warthog) is the source of this 6020-nucleotide messenger RNA. It is a transcript of the gene MYPN, whose product is annotated as myopalladin. The coding region runs from base 487 to 4449 and encodes 1320 amino acids. The record is from RefSeq and is a predicted model, not a curated record. The transcript is spliced from 20 exons. Lineage: Eukaryota; Metazoa; Chordata; Mammalia; Artiodactyla; Suidae.
AUGCCUCUUUUUUUGGACAGAUGGAAUGUGUUCUAUAAUGAAUUCAGUAUUUACUUCAAACACAAGUCAAUAAACAACCUGGGCCUCUAGCUGUAAGUGAAAUUCUAUAGGUAGAAAAACCAAUUGACCCCCACUGCCCAUAGGUGCUGUCCUGCUGUGGAAUCCCUUUGCUCAGUUUUCUCCUAUCCAAUCAGGUGGAAUGUUUCACAGGCACAUGGUUUAUACAGCUCAAAAUAACUUGGGACCUGUGAGCUGACAAAUGCUCUGGCUCCGGUGGUGACAGGUUGUCCAGCUUCUAACAGCCAUCUUCACUGAAACUAAGGUUAACUCCUCACUUUCUAUGGACAGCUACACCCUAUUUCCAAGGGCGUGAAGAAUUUUCUUUUUCUUCCGUGCUUUCAUCUAAAAGUUCUCCUUGGAUAAUUAUCAUCACAGUGGAGUGCCGGGGUUGGACAUCCUCAUCUGGGUCAACUAAAAAAAGAAAGCAUGCAAGACGACAGCCUAGAAGCCUCUACUUCCAUAUCUCAGCUUUUAAGAGAGAGCUACUUAGCUGAAACUAGACAUCAGGGAAACAACGAGAGGAGCCGCGCAGAGCCCUCUUCCAACCCCUUCCAUUUUAGCAGUCCUUCUGGAGCUGCUGAAGGUGGAGGAGGCCAAGAUGACCUUCCAGAUCUUUCAGCCUUUCUGAGCCAAGAAGAAUUAGAUGAAAGUGUCAAUCUGGCAAGAUUGGCAAUUAAUCAUGACCCGUUGGAGAAAGCAGAUGACACUCCAGCUAGAAAACGUUUUUCUUCUGACCAGAUGAAACAUUCACCUAAGUCAAGUUUUGACCCUAGCUUCUGCCAGGAUAACUCUCGAAGUCCUACCAACUCUAAAGAGAGCCUCCAAGAGGCAAAAAGGCCACAGUAUAGUUCUGAAACCCAGUCCAAAAAAGUAUUCUUAAAUAAGGCUGCUGAUUUCAUUGAAGAGCUGUCAUCCCUUUUCAAAGCCCACAGCUCCAAAAGGAUUAGACCGCGUGCCUGCAAGAACCACAAGAGUAAACUGGAAUCUCAAAACAAAGUUAUGCAGGAAAACAGUUCCAGUUUCUCAGAUCUCUCAGAGAGAAGAGAAAGAUCUUCUGUUCCCAUCCCCAUCCCUGCAGAUACCAGGGAUAAUGAAGUGAACCAUGCCCUUGAGCAGCAGGAAGCCAAGAGGCGUGAAGCUGAGCAGGCCGCCGGUGAAGCAGCAGGUGGGGACACCACUCCGGGGUCUUCUCCUUCAUCUCUGUACUACGAAGAACCUCUCGGGCAACCUCCCCGGUUCACUCAAAAAUUACGGAGCAGAGAAGUUCCAGAAGGAACCAGAGUUCAGUUGGAUUGCAUAGUGGUAGGAAUUCCACCACCUCAAGUAAGGUGGUACUGUGAAGGCAAGGAGCUUGAAAAUUCCCCAGACAUUCAUAUCAUCCAGGCAGGAAAUCUGCACUCACUGACCAUUGCUGAAGCCUUUGAAGAGGACACAGGACGCUAUUCUUGCUUUGCUUCUAACAUCUAUGGGACAGAUUCAACUUCUGCUGAGAUUUACAUAGAAGGGGUUUCUUCCUCUGACUCAGAAGGGGACCCUAACAAGGGCGAAAUGAAUCGAAUCCAGAAGCCAAAUGAGGUGUCAUCCCCUCCCACUACUUCUGCAGCCAUUCCUUCAGCAGGACCCCCAGCCCAGAAUGUGGGGGCCCAGCCCACGGUGUCAACCAUCCAGCAGUGUCAGAGCCCUACCAACUAUCUGCAAGGAUUGGACGGAAAACCUAUCAUUGCAGCUCCUGUGUUUACAAAGAUGUUACAAAAUCUAUCAGCUUCCGAGGGUCAGCUGGUUGUCUUCGAAUGCAGAGUAAAAGGAGCUCCAUCUCCUAAAGUUGAGUGGUACAGAGAGGGGACCUUGAUAGAAGAUUCUCCAGAUUUUAGAAUUUUACAGAAAAAACCUCGAUCCAUGGCAGAGCCAGAGGAAAUUUGUACUUUGGUCAUUGCCGAGGUAUUUGCAGAAGACUCUGGGUGCUUCACAUGUACUGCAAGCAACAAAUAUGGCACAGUGUCAAGCAUUGCACAGCUAGAUGUAAGAGGAAGUGAAGACCUCAGAAGUAAUGGGUCUCUUCACUCAGCCAACUCCACUACUAACCUGGCUGUUAUUGAGCAACAGCCAUCCCCACCGAACCCAGAGCCUCCAUCUGUGGAGCAACCCCCUAAACCCAAACUGGAAGGGGUUCUGGUGAACCACAACGAGCCCCGGUCCAGCUCAAGGAUUGGGCUCCGUGUGCACUUCAACCUGCCUGAAGACGACAAAGGAAGUGAAGCAUCCUCUGAGGGUGGCAUGGUCACUAUCAACCAGACCAGGCCUGAUUCUUUCCAGGAGAGAUUCAAUGGACAGUCAGCAAAAAUCUCUGAGCCUUCCUCGCCUGUCAAAGAGCCCCCUCCAGUUCUGGCCAAACCCAAACUAGAUUCCAGCCAGCUACAACAGCUUCACAACCAAGUCUUACUGGAACAACAGCAGUUGCAAAACCCAUCCCCUUCAUCUCCUAAGGAGUUUCCUUUCCACAUGAGUGUUUUGAACUCCUCGGCUGCCCCAGCGGUGACAAUGUCCAGCAAGCAGGUGAAAGCCCCUUCAUCACAGACCUUCAGCCUGGUCCGGCCAAAGCAUUUCUUCCCCUCUGCGAGCACAGCCUCGGCAACUGUGUCCCCUUCCAGUUCUCCCGUGUUCGCCCUGAGCAGCACUCCGCAAGCCAUGCAGAGGACAGUCAGCAAAGAAAGCCUCUUAGUUUCUCACCCCUUGGCGCAAACCAAAUCUCUAGGAGGGGUUUCCGUCCAAAACGAGCCCCCUGCUCCAGGUCCUGUAGAGCCAGCACAACCACCACUCACGUUCUCCAUCUCCAGCGGAAACCAGUUUCAGCCCCGCUGUGUGUCACCAACUCCUGUCUCUCCCACCAGUCGGAUUCAGAACCCAGUGGCUUUCCUCAGCUCCGUUCUGCCUUCUCUCCCUGCCAUCCCACCCACCAAUGCCAUGGGGCUGCCUAGAAGCGCACCAACUGUGCCAUCCCAGGGACUAAUGAAGAAAAAUACAAAGUCUUCCCAAUCAGUGAGUGAUGACUAUAUUCGUGAAACUAAGAAUGCAGUUAUUCUAGACUUGGGGAAAAAAAUGAAUUUCAGCGAUGUCAGAUCAAACCAACAGGAGUACAAAAUUUCAAGCUUUGAGCAGAGGCUGAUGAAUGAGAUAGAGUUUCGCUUGGAACGUACCCCUGUUGAUGAAUCAGAUGAUGAAAUUCAACAUGAUGAGAUCCCCACGGGCAAGUGUAUUGCUCCCAUCUUUGACAAAAGACUCAAGCACUUCCGGGUCACUGAAGGCUCUCCAGUCACAUUCACCUGCAAAAUUGUUGGGAUCCCAGUCCCAAAGGUUUACUGGUUCAAAGAUGGAAAGCAGAUUUCAAAGAGAAAUGAGCACUGCAAAAUGAGGCGAGAAGGAGACGGGACAUGUUCUCUGCACAUUGACUCCACCACCAGUGAUGACGAUGGCAACUACACCAUCAUGGCUGCCAACCCCCAGGGGAGAAUCAGCUGCUCUGGCCACUUGAUGGUACAAGGUUUGCCCAUUCGAAGUCGACUAACAGCUGCUAGUCAGUCUCACAGAGGAAGGUCUCGAGUGCAAGAAAGAGACAAAGAGCCCCUACAGGAACGAUUUUUCCGACCACAUUUCCUGCAGGCUCCUGGGGAUAUGGUGGCUCACGAGGGUCGCCUCUGUCGCCUGGACUGCAAGGUGAGUGGCUUACCGCCCCCAGAGCUGACGUGGCUGCUCAACGGCCAGCCUGUGCUCCCAGAUGCCUCCCACAAGAUGCUGGUCAGGGAGACCGGAGUCCACUCUCUGCUCAUUGACCCACUCACUCAACACGACGCGGGAACCUAUACCUGUGUUGCUACCAACAAAACCGGGCAGAAUUCCUUUAGUCUGGAGCUCACUGUAGUAGCCAAAGAAGUGAAGAAGGCACCAGUCAUCCUGGAGAAGCUGCAGAACAGCGGUGUUCCCGAAGGCCACCCGGUGAGACUGGAGUGCCGCGUGAUAGGCAUGCCUCCACCCGUGUUCUACUGGAAGAAAGACAACGAGACCAUCCCUUUCACCCGAGAGAGGAUCAGCAUGCACCAGGACACAACUGGGUAUGUGUGCCUCCUCAUUCAGCCAGCCAAGAAAUCAGACGCUGGAUGGUACACACUGUCAGCCAAGAAUGAAGCCGGCAUCGUGUCGUGCACUGCCAGGUUGGAUAUAUACGCUCAGUGGCACCACCAGAUCCCACCACCCAUGUCGGUCCGGCCCAGUGGCAGUCGCUACGGAUCUCUCACCAGCAAAGGACUUGACAUUUUCUCUGCUUUCUCCUCCGUGGAAAGCACGAUGGUGUAUUCAUGCUCUUCUCGGAGUGUAGUGGAGAGUGAUGAACUUUAAGAACGUCUGGGUGCCUGCUGGGUAAGGGGGCGGACUGCGGAGGGGGAAGGAGGAUGAGCCAGAUAAGGUGGUUUCCAAGCAACUGGAUUUGAGAAAGUUCCCACGCUGCCGGACCUGUGGCAAGGAGCAUGUUAAGUCAGCUGGGACUCCUGCCAUCUCAGCUGGGGGAAGAGAUGGAGGGCUGUGCCUUUUAAGGUUCCAACCAAAAUGUGAGAAGACAAUACAGAUGAACCAAAGAUGUCAUGCAGCUGCCAUCCACUGCUUUGGGAAAAAGCUAGCAUGCUUCUCUGCUCCCUUCUGUGUUAAGGAUGUUUAGGCUCUCCUAGGAGCAAUUAGGGGCCAGAGGCUUGGGCCAAGAGGAACUAGACAGUAAUGACCUUAGGUAUCACUAACUCACCAAACAAUGCAAAAGAAAAAGGCAGAGGGGGGAUCCAUCAUCUUUCAAUGAUUACAUCCAUAGCAGUAGUACUGGUGGAUUCAUUAAGUCAGCUUCUACUUAGCACUAGAAGAGGGUGCCAUACAACUCACAUAUGUGGAAAAGCACUUUUGAUUUGCUUGCCCUGGGUGUACUGAGCCACAUAAUAAAGUUCCAAAAUGUGCUUGAGAUUAAAAAAAAAAAUCACUGAAAAUCUCAAUAUUGCACAGUGCACUUAUUCUGUAGCCAAAACAGGGCCCCACCAGCCUAUCUGCACCAUUUUCUUUUGGAUACCAUGGUGAGCGGGUUUUUUUUUUUUUUUUUUCUGACUUUGUAUAUCCCUAGAUGCUAGAACUAAAGGGUUGUAAUAAACCAACCAGAAAUAAAUCUUCUGCAGGGUCACUUUUAAAAUUACUAGCUUCAGUUGCCACUUGCAAAAUAGUCAUCGACAUCAACUGCUCACAGAAUAUUGACUCUCCUGCUUCUCCCUCAUCCCCAAAAGUCUGCAAGUAUAUGAAGCAGUGAGGAAUGAAGAGAUGCAAACAAGGAGAGAAGUGAUGGGAGCGUGUUGUUGUGUGUUUGUUGUUUUUUUUUUCCAUUUGCCCGAGCAAAGCAGUGGUUGUAGAAGGAGAGGUCUUUCAUAGUUGUGAACUGCUUUGAGAUCAUUAGUCAAAUUGCAUUUUAUAUACAGAAAAUAUUAUGCUAACUGAGAAAAUGGGAGGAACAGGGAAUGUGCAUCUUUAUUCUAACCCAGCAAUUAAAAACCUGCCUCUCUGCUUAAGGAAUUUUUAGACUUUCGUUCACUGUGAUAUCCCAGUACCUGGAAGAGUGCUUUGCACAAAGCAGACAUUCAAUAAAUAUUUGCUGGGUGAAUAAAUCUUAUAUCAGAGAAUCUACAAUGCAUGCACCAGUCAAAAAUUUACCCCAGGAAUGGUCAUCACAGCACAGUUUGCUCCAGAUUCACCAGGGAGAUGAAUGAGCGUGUCUGUUAACAACUCUCUGUGCUCAAGUCUUCUGGUGUUCUCUGAGCCAGGCACCCUCAGCUGGUAUCUUACAUAAGUGAACAAAUAGUAAUUGCUUAGAAAGGCUUGAGACUUUCUUCACUUCAAGGCAAGGAUUUCCAGUACAAAAAUAAAUUCAUUCACUCAAAAAAUCA